AUGUCCUCGUCCAGCGAGGCCAGUCCAGGCAACUGGAUCACCGGCAGCUACACCGGCGACAGCAAUGGGGUGCGCAUCACCAUCGCCACCUUCGUCGGCGUCGCGUGGUACAACGUGAUCGAGUUAAUCGUCCUCAUCUUCCUCACCUUCAAGCGCUACCAGGGCCCCUACUUCUGGAGCAUGUUCAUCUCCUCCGUCGGCAUCCUCCCCUACUCCAUCGGCUACCUGAUCAAAUUCUUCGACCUGACCAGUGCCACCUGGCUCCCCGUCACCUUACUCACCGUCGGCUGGUGGUCGAUGGUAACCGGGCAAUCGUUUGUGCUAUAUUCGCGCCUGCACCUGGUACAAGGGAACCAACGGAUUUUGCGCGCCAUCAAGGGAAUGAUCAUAAUGAACAUCUUCCUCCUUCACGUACCAACGACCGUCCUCACCUACGCCGCGAACUUCUCGCAAUCCCCGUCCUCCAUCGCGGGGUACGACGUGAUGGAAAAGCUUCAGUUGACCGGCUUUUGCGUGCAGGAAGUGAUCAUUUCGAGUCUGUACUUGUGGGAAACGAAUCGCAUGCUCCAGCUCAACCAGGACCGCGGCAGUCGCAAGACUAUCAUGCAACUACUCGCGGUAAACGUCGCAUGUAUCCUGAUGGACAUCGCGCUCAUGAUCAUCGAGUUCAUGAACUUCUACAUCUUCCAAACAACCCUCAAGGCCACCCUGUACAGUAUCAAGUUGAAGCUUGAGAUCGCUGUCCUGGGAAAACUUGUCAAAAUCGCACACCAACAUGUCUGGCAAUCCGCCUUCGAAGCCGGCGGCGGCCAGUACCCUUCCUUCGUGGACCCGACUCGCAUUGCGGGGGAUUUCAACCAUGCCGCCGAGUCUUUGCCAGCAAGCCAAGGCUCCAAGGGCCGUGCGACCGGCCUCGAGGCUAUCGAUUACCAUGACGAUAUUCGGUGA
Penicillium argentinense is the source of this 948-nucleotide messenger RNA. RefSeq lists its product as uncharacterized. The transcript has a single exon. The record is from RefSeq and is a predicted model, not a curated record. Bases 1 to 948 code for a protein of 315 amino acids. NCBI's taxonomy places the organism in Eukaryota, Fungi, Ascomycota, Eurotiomycetes, Eurotiales, Aspergillaceae.